Zingiber officinale is the source of this 785-nucleotide messenger RNA. Its product is annotated as mavicyanin-like. Gene Ontology annotation, cellular component: plasma membrane. The record is from RefSeq and is a predicted model, not a curated record. Gene Ontology annotation, molecular function: electron transfer activity. The transcript has 2 exons. NCBI's taxonomy places the organism in Eukaryota, Viridiplantae, Streptophyta, Magnoliopsida, Zingiberales, Zingiberaceae. The coding region runs from base 59 to 658 and encodes 199 amino acids.
AUAGUCUAGGAAGAAGAAGCCAAAAGGGAGAUUGUUGCCUUUUUCUUAGUUCUACUAAAUGGAGAAAGUAAUGGUAAUGGUGGCUGUGGUGGCGACGGCGGUGGCGGCCGGCGUCGGGUGGCGUUCGGAAGCGGCGGUUUACAAGGUGGGCGAUGCGGCGGGGUGGACCAUUCUGGGGAGUCCAAACUACACUGCGUGGGCUGUAACCAAGAACAUCCAUUUAGGAGACACCAUUGUGUUCGUGUACAACAAGAACUUCCACAACGUGCUGGAGGUGAGCAAGGAGAACUACAAAGCGUGCAACGCGGCCUCGCCCAUCGCCACUUACACCACCGGCAACGACUCCGUCACACUCAACCGCCGCGGCCACCACUUCUUCCUAUGCGGCGUCCCGGGCCACUGCGCCGCCGGCCAGAAGGUUGACAUCAGGAUCGCCAAGCCGCACGCAGUUUCUGCCGCCGCCCCCGCUGCGUCGACGAAGGCGUCCCCUGUCCCAGCCAGUGCUGGUGCUGGAGGCGGAGCAGUCGUCGGUUCCGGUUCGGCUCCCGCGCCCGACCCUCGACACAGCGCGGCGGACCCGAAGGGAUGUGCUCUUGCACCGGAGAUGCUAUUUCGCCUCUCUGCUAUGUCCGCGGCGCUGAUUCUAAUGCAGUCAUGAAACAGAGGCGCGUUAGUUAUUGCACCGUUGCUGCAGGUGUUGUUUUAAAGCGUGGUAUUGUUUGAGAAGAAUAAAUCUUGCUUGUCCAAAUGAUUUGAGAAUUAUUGAAAACUAUCUAUUGUUGCAA